AUGGCGCUGCGACCCUAUGAAGGAGGACGGUUCGAGGAGAUCGGAUCCGAAGAAGCACAUACGAUCGAAACCUUCGAACGACGUAUUGGUGGCACUCCGUACAGUGAACCUCAACGACAGUACUCCAGCCAGGAACACACCGAACGGCGGACUUUUGGCCGAGAUGAAAAUGGCGAAUUGGUCGUGAAAAUCGAAAAGAAUCCUGCGGAUCCUAUCCGUCCGGUGACUCCAGUUCGUCCAGUGAGUCCAGUUGGUGAUCACCGCCACUCACACCUUUUGAAGCCAAUCCAACCUCUGACCAUUCCACGGAUUGACGUCCGUUCAGCAACGCCAUCUCAACACAGCUCACGACGUAGUCAAGGGCCGACUACUCCACGUUCCCACUAUGUGACGUCACCGUCUCACAGCGCAAACAUUUCACCAAGAAGUGUAAGCUUCUCACCACAGAGUAACUCAAGCGGAAGCUCCAGCAAAAGUAAUCCAAUGAAAAAGAUAAUAAAAAAGUCGCGCUGGGUGUCCGUUCACGAUGGUCGGCCUGUAAGCCCGUACACGGAGACAGUAACCUAUGAACCAGCAUUUCCAGAUCGAUAUAGCAGGCGAGUUAUUGGAUUCAAGCUGGGGUUCGACGAGAGAUAUUGUCUUAAUCUGGUAGAGUGA
This is a messenger RNA of Ostertagia ostertagi, 657 nucleotides long. NCBI's taxonomy places the organism in Eukaryota, Metazoa, Nematoda, Chromadorea, Rhabditida, Trichostrongylidae. The record is from the annotation of a GenBank genome assembly.